CUUGGUGUGUGGACGUGAUGGGUAUAUAAACGCCAUUCGUACGUUGUGUACCUGUUGUGGUAUCUUGACUCUUGUGUGCGUUGGUUGGCAGGGGCGUUACUGGUAUGAUUGGGCCUAUGAUAUGAUUGAACGGGCCUCGCCUCUGUUCAUACGAAUCCGUGAAAAGAGGGUGAGGUAAAAUCGAGAGACCAAGCCUUGCACUCGGCGCUAGCAAGUCAACGUGCCUGCGGGUGAAGCCAGAGACUGCCCGUGAGGUGCUGGAAUUAUUGUGAGGAGGCGUCAGCGGCCCAGCUGACGUCGGGUGGCCGAGUCGGCCAUGGAGCUGGACCCGGUAUUCCUGCGCGGCCUGCGCCUGCUGCAUUCACGCUCCCGGGACUCGGCCGACCAGCUGCGUGCGUUGCUGGACGAGGUGCGGCUGCGCUCAGGCCGCACGGGCGGCAAGCUCUCGCCGGCCAACAUGAGUCCACGCUCCACGCCGGGCCUGGGCCGCGCCGCCGACGCCGGUCUCAAGCGCGGGCUCGAUAAGAUAAAGGAUGACCUCGGCGACAUGAACAUCAAGCGGGCGCGCGUGGACUCACCGGUGGGCUUCAAAUCGCACACGCCGUCGCCCACCAUGUCCCGCGACUCGGACGCCAGCAAGAAGUCGGAGGACUCGGACCUAAACGACACGGCCGGGCUCGAGAUGGACUUUAUGGUUCAGUUGGCGUGUGUCGUCUGUAGGAACAUCGGUGUAAGCACGGGCAAUCAGCUGAUCGAAUGUCAAGAGUGCGGCAGCCUGUACCACCAGGAGUGCCACCGGCCGGCCAUCACCGAACAGGAGCGGGGCGACACGCGCGCCGUUUGGCUCUGCGCCAACUGCAAGGAACAGCAGGCCGCGUUGGCAGGCUCGUCACUCUUGAAGCCCGCCGCGGCAGCCAACAAGCUUGAGAAGAAUAAGUCUGAUAGCCUGCUAGUUAAAAAAGAUAACAAAGGCUCAGCCGCGCAGUCGGCCGGCAGCGGCGGCAGCAGCAGCCGGCCCGGUCCCGGUGCCAGUCUGCUCAAGUCGAAAGCGUCCACCAAGUCGCUGGGCUCGCUCCACCUGUCGAAGAGCUCCGGCCAGGGCGGCCCGCCAACGGCCAAGACCCAGCUCACGUCCAAGUCGACAGCCGGCUCGCGUCCGCCGCCGUUCUCGCCGAGCGCGGGGAAGGCGGCCGGCGGCGCCGCGCCGCCGCCCAACUCCAUGGUCUCAGCCGAGCGACGUAUGCAGCUGAUGAAGAAGAAGGCGGCCGCCAAGCUGAACGAGAAGCGCAAGAACUGAUGCGCGGCUACGACGAUAGACGACACUGUCGGGGGCCGGGGGCCGGUGGUCAAUGGCUGGUGCCGUCACUGCUGCCGCCGCCAGGUUACCGGCCGGUCGGCGAGGCCUGCCGGCAACGCCCUGACCACCACUGGACGAUGUCACCCAGUGGCGCUGGCGCGGUCUGGCAGCAGCGCCUUCUGGGAGCGUUCGGCGCCGCCCGGCCUGGCGUCCUCAGGGUGGGCGCCGUCCCGGCUUGACCCGUGGUCCCGCCGCGCCACCGGCGCUGAGCCGGCCGCGCUCUGGCGGCCAACGGAUGACAGAGCUUGGCAGGGCACCAGAGGCGGCUGUAGCUGGGACGAGUCAGGUC
Messenger RNA from Pollicipes pollicipes, 1646 nucleotides. Its product is annotated as integrator complex subunit 12. The record is from RefSeq and is a predicted model, not a curated record. The transcript has 7 exons. Bases 317 to 1297 code for a protein of 326 amino acids. Gene Ontology annotation, biological process: snRNA 3'-end processing. NCBI's taxonomy places the organism in Eukaryota, Metazoa, Arthropoda, Thecostraca, Pollicipedomorpha, Pollicipedidae. Gene Ontology annotation, cellular component: integrator complex.